UGGCCAUCUAACUUGGACUGCAAAAUUGCUUCAGCAUGCUCCGCAUCUGCUUCUUGAUUGUUAUGAUUAUCAAUUUCUCAACAUUGCACGCUUGGCUCGCUCUUUACCAGCAAACUUAUCUCGCCUGUUCGGAUCUCUGCAGAGCAACCGAAAGAAGGGAACCACUUAGACUCGGUCAGCGUGUCACGCGAAAUCGAAAUUAUGUACAGCUGCGGAUUCAGUGCCUCAUGGAUUGCAUUCGUGGAUGAUGGAGGAAAGUAGCAUUGAGUUGAAAAUUGCGAUUAGUGACAUAAGUGUGGCUGAAUUGGAUCAUCUCAUUCACUCUUAGCAUGGUUUAGAGUUCAUCAACGCGAAAAAUGAUUUGCUCAUCUCUGUCUACCAUUAUAAUUUACUCAGUGACUUCGUAAUGCUUACCAUCUUUGAAACAUGCGUAAUAAAGAAACAUUUCAC
Molecule: messenger RNA, 450 nt
Organism: Dicrocoelium dendriticum
Lineage: Eukaryota; Metazoa; Platyhelminthes; Trematoda; Plagiorchiida; Dicrocoeliidae
Source: the annotation of a GenBank genome assembly